Malassezia globosa CBS 7966 is the source of this 1104-nucleotide messenger RNA. RefSeq lists its product as uncharacterized. Lineage: Eukaryota; Fungi; Basidiomycota; Malasseziomycetes; Malasseziales; Malasseziaceae. Bases 1 to 1104 code for a protein of 367 amino acids. Gene Ontology annotation, molecular function: lipid binding. Gene Ontology annotation, cellular component: ERMES complex. The record is from RefSeq and is a predicted model, not a curated record. The transcript has a single exon. Gene Ontology annotation, biological process: phospholipid transport; mitochondrion organization.
AUGUCCUUCAACUUUACAUGGCCUGAGUUUUCUGCUGAAUUCUAUGAAUACGCCGUGCAGACACUGACGACGGCGCUGAAUCGCGGGCAGAAACCCAAAUCGAUUGUGGGCGAUAUCCAUGUCAAAGGACUACAUAUGGGCCGAGUGCCGCCGGAGCUCGAGAUCCUGGAGAUUGGUGAUUUGAGUCGCGAGCGCUUUCGAGGGAUCUUCCGCUUUGUCUACGCUGGCGAUGCACACCUGGAGUUCUCGACGGGUGUUCAGGCGAACCCACUAGCUCGUGGAUCGGAGGACCACGGCAUCUUCAGCGGGCCUAUGACGUCGCGGGGCAUGCUUUUUGCCGCGAGUCCGCUUACUGUGCCUAUGCGUGUAUGUCUGUCGGAUUUCAAGCUGCGCGCCAUUGUCGUACUCGUGGUGUCGCGAACGAAAGGCAUCACACUCGUGUUCAAAAACGAUCCCCUCGAAAGUGUCAAGGUCAGCUCAACGUUCGAUAGCGUCGGCGUGAUCCAGCGCUACUUGCAGGAAGAGAUUGAGGGACAACUGCGCGAAAUGUUCCGUGCAGAUCUACCGAGCAUCAUUCAUCGCCUGAGCCAAGACUGGCUCCGCACGGAAUCGAAGGAAAAAGUCGUGCCAACGCCGUCGGCGCAACCAGCCAAGCCGGCGAUGCCACCAGUCCCGUCGGACGUAUGGCCUUCGCACCACACGGCCGACGUGCCACUGUCUGUGCUCGCGCUGGAAGAGGCUGCUCCCAGCGCAUAUGCAUCGCACCUCACCAAGCUAGAUACGGCUUCUCAGAGCUCGCAAGGACUCAAAGACCUCGUCCAACCUGCGGGGUCACAUCCCGCAGGUGCACGAACCUUCCACACCACCAGCCGCGUCCGUGUGCCGUCAUCGCUCGAGUCCAAUGCGCCACCCACUCCCAUUGCCCUAUCGUCGCCCGGGGGCCUGGACGUCGCGGGCCAUCUUGCAGAGCUGCUUCGUGCCAAUCACACACUCAGUCCCUACACGCCGCAUCCGCGCCUCGUGGCACUACGCACGAUGCCUGCGCAUCGCCCUCGAUCCAGUCGUGUGCAUGCUCGACAGAAACGCGCGUUCCACUUGUCCUAG